Molecule: messenger RNA, 2279 nt
Organism: Etheostoma spectabile (orangethroat darter)
Lineage: Eukaryota; Metazoa; Chordata; Actinopteri; Perciformes; Percidae
Gene: redic1
Product: regulator of DNA class I crossover intermediates 1
Exons: 14
Coding region: 473-2269 (598 amino acids)
Source: RefSeq, a predicted model, not a curated record
AAAUCAAAUACAGUAACAAUACUUCUACUGACAUUUUCAGGGUCUUUGUUUUUGACAAAAGUAUUUUUAUACAGUAAUUUUUUAUCCAGGGAAAUAUAUUGUUGGAAGCAACACUAACCACCUUUACACAAGUGAUUAAAUGACUAUUAAUAUGUAUCUCUUACGUGGCGCGUGAAACGACAGUGGAUAUGUUCCUCGCGCAUCUCAACACAUCUAAGCAACAGCUUUAGUUAGUAAACGUUAGCUAGCUAACCGCUAGCUAGGUAGAUAACUACCAGUUACUCUGCAUUUUUACACUUACUUUAGUUUAGCUUAGUUGUUUUCACAGAUACUGUCCUGACGUUUUAAUUGCUUCUCUGAUAGAAACAGCCGUUGAUAAUGAAUUGGGUUGGAGGUUCAAGGAACAGAUCCUCCGAAAGUGGCAGUUCUUAGCAGCCCUAAAAUUGGAUCCAAGCAUAAGAGAAAUGAGUCCAUGGUACUCCCAAUGAGCCCCUGCUCUCCAUCCCAGCUGUGCCUUGUUGAGAGCCAGCCUCAGUUCAGUGUUCAAGGAACGAGAAAUAGAAAGCAUGUCAUUCCCCAAGGCUUCAAGUGUCGGCAGCUGUCACCAGUGCUGGAGUCAGCUUUCUCAGACAACAGUGCAUCUGACUACCUGCCACCAAUAACCGACCCCCUCAGCCCCUUCUCCUCCAGCACAUCAGCUUCCUCAGGCCAAGUCAAUUUAGGGCAACAGGUCUCCGCAGGAAUGUUCCCCCUGCAGAGAAGCCAGACGCAGCCACAGCUACCCCCCCACUACACCUUAGGGCUGGAUCAGAACAAGUUUCAGCCUUUUUCCCAACCCAGAGGUAUGACAGACUGCAUCUCCUGGUCCUAUGGAUCCAACCCAGCCCUCUACCAACUGGAGACACCCACAGCAGCCCAAGUCCUGUUCAGAAGUCCAAGGCCAGAUAACACAGAGGCCCACAUGGACCGAGCAAGACAUGAGGUCACCUUCUGUCUCAACCAACCCGAGGACAAGGAGCCUGUGUUGGACUUCACUCUUAACCAAUCAGAAGCUGAGCAGCAGUUUGACGGGGAUGUCUUUAGGGGCUUCAGUACUGAAGAAUGUGAAAAAGACAGUUGUCAUUUUGAAAGAGGAACCUCAAAGAUAUAUCUCAAAGAUGAAACACCAGCCCCACAAACUGUCCCUGACCCACAGUGCAUGGAAGUGGAGGGCAGCGAUCACGGACAUCUCACCAAUUUCACUGACAUACACUUUUCAUGUCUUGAACACAACAAUGGUCCAAUGAAUGACUGCGAAUACUCGCCAAGUUACUCUUGUAGUGGAGGUUACCUCAGUUCAGACUCAAAUGAUAAUGAAGAAUGCUGUCAGCCAUGUCUGCGGGCUGCCUCUUCAUACAUGGACCAAGCCUGUUGUGCAGAUAGCCUAAAUCCAAACCAGGGGACACAACACACACAUGGGAAUCCACAACAAAGGCACACCAAGCCCAGGUCUCCCACCCCGCUCCUGAAACCCAAAAUGAACUUCAGAGACAAUCAGAAAGUUAUGGAGAACGUAUCUUUCCAAGUUAAAGCCCUAGAAAGUAAUAGCCAACAGAUGGGAAGCAACACAGCUCAGUAUGUCUCUCCUCGAGCUCUGGCUCAAACUCAGAGCUCAGAGCUGUGCAAAUGCAAGAGAACACCCAAUGAAACCCGAGAUGCUGGAACUCAAACUGUCGACAACCCCACAGCUGAGACAUGUCACGCCGCGACUCAGUGCAGCUUUGUUGCAGACGUUGCAACCGAAGCCACUGGGUGCCGAUCACCUAUUGAUGUGUCAGUACAGCAUCCGGCCACAGGGGGGCACACCGAUACUGCUGCCGAGCCAAGUACACACGCUCCUUUAUCAGGCAAGGCCAGGAGAGGAGAGAAGCACACGCCCAAGGACCCACGGACCAAGAAAAAAUCCACGGCUGGUUUCCCAUCAGGCAACAGCAUUGUUAACAAAUGCCCUGCUAACAAAAGUGACGGCAAAGUGAUCCUACGGAGACCCAGAAAUCCCUUGCUAGAUGCUCCGAGCAUGACUGAUGUCAGAGGUAAGGAGAAUAGAGAGGGCAGAGACGAGAGAGCGCAACAGGAAAAUGGCCGUCUGAUGAAAGACCUCUCAAAUGAAGUGAGGGAGGAGGUCCCAUCUGCCACCAGGGGUAAGAGACUCCGAAGAGGGCGAGACACUUCAGGAAAUAGACAUUUUGCACAUGCUCAAACAGAGGAAGGAAGUAAGGUAGAGGGAUGAACCAGCAGGA